AUCCUUCCGCGAUCCCUGAAACAUGGCGGGAGAACGCUAGUCUGUAUUCGAAGCGCAGGCACUGGAAGGAGGGCUGUAGGAUACGGAGACAGGUGCUGGCAGCAGCGGUAGCAUGGCCAUGGUGAAAAGAAAUGGCAGUGGAGGAAGGGGUCGGCCACGCUGUCGAUCUUACUUGUCCUCUGCUUCGCGGCGUGCUGUUGGAAGCUUUGCACCAGGGCAGAAGGUCAUGGUGCGGUGGAAUGAUGGGCUGUUCUACCAAGGCCAAAUAUUGAGAGUGGAUGAGGCCAAUGAGCGUUGCCAAGUGAAGUUUGCAGAUAGUUGCACUUUCUAUGUGCUCUGCAAGGAUUUGCACAGAGGGCCAGCUGAUGGAGAAAUCUGCUGCUGUGUGUGCCAGGGGGAGACAUCAGAAAGUCCCAACUCAAUUGUGCUGUGUGAUAGCUGUGGUAUGGGUUAUCAUCAGGUGUGCCAUCACCCUCCGAUUCCGAAGAGUGUGUUGAGACCUCACGUUCCUUUUGUUUGCAAACUCUGUUCUUUUGCAUCCCACCUGAAGUUGGAGGAACAUGGUGUUGAAAGUCAACCAGAUUGUGACACCAAUGACCAACCGUCUUCACGUGUUUUACUAAAUGGAUCAGUUGAUAACAUUGGUAUGGACCUGCAUCAUGUCCUUCCUUAUAGGAUGAACCUGUUGACAUGGGAUGCUCAGCACAGGACAAAUGUAGAACAAUGCUACUGUUACUGUGGAGGGCCUGGAGAUUGGUAUUGCAAAAUGCUUCAGUGCUGUCGUUGUCGUCAGUGGUUUCAUGAAGCUUGUGUCGGGUGUCUAAAGCAGCCACUGUUGUAUGGGGAUCGCUUUUACAUGUUUCUCUGCUCCCACUGCAACUACGGUGAUGAAUUUAUCCGCAGACUUCCAUUCAAAUGGGUUGAUGUUGUGCACCUAGCACUGUUCAACUUGACCCUGACCUUUUGCCAUAAGUACUACGACCUCCACACAACUAUUCUUCCCUGGAUUUCAGAAAAUAACAGCAAUUUAAACCUCAGCAACCUCUUACAGAGUAGGCCAAUUCUUUCAGCAGAUGUCACGAGAAAGGUAGAAGCAGCGCUCAAUGCUCACAAAUCAAAAUUUACAUCGGGUAAAGAAGUAAAGAAAAAAGCAAGCCUCUGGGCGCUUGUUGUACGUGUACCCCCCCAGUCACCUCCUGUCACAGUGCCAGCAUCUGGACCCGUCAAUGAUGAUGUGAUGGACAAUCUCAAUGCCAGAAGUCAGAAAGUCAAAUACUUCAUUCCUGCUCAGUGCCAAUCACCCAUUCCUGUAAAGGGCCUGCAGCGCACCAGUUUAGACAAAGGGAAAUCACUUAUGUGCAAAAGUCCCCUUGUGUGCUCGCUACUCCUGGAAGCAAACAAUAAUAACAGCACUAAACGGAUGGUUAAUGGGACAGGUGGAGAUAAUUGUUAUAAAAGUCUGCUUUCCUCCCCACAUUCCAAGAACCCAGUUGCUGCCUACAAUGAUGAUAUAGACAAGCAGGAUGUUCCUGAUAUAUGUGAAGAAAAAAUAUCUACUCGAAGCAUUCGCUCCAACCCUAAACCCCCAAGAACUAUAGACAAAUUAUUAGCCACUGACCAGAACUCAUUGCCAAAGCAAACUUCAGCAGUGCUAGAUCGUCUUAUUCCUAUGCCAGCUUCAUUUAUCGGGAAGAACCACCCUUUUCAGACUGAGGUGGAGACGGCGGAAGAGGUGGAGCGUUUGAAUCACUUCCAGACGCGCUUGGCCUUUUUGAAAAAAGAGUAUGCAGCUGAUCUGAAGUCAAGCCAACCUGAUAAAGUCUCAAACCCACAAGAACAGGGGAUGACAAUGAAAAAGUCCCCCUCGCCUGUGAGAGGAGUGAAAAGGGGACCCAGUGGCGAGGGAGAUGGCGUGCGUCGGAGCAAACGGAGUCGUGUUUGUGCAGAGCAGUACCAGCAUCUCCUUUCCUCUUUCCCCCGUCACGCAGUCUCUCGGCAAGAAAAUCACUCUGCACCUCGCUGGAAGUGGCUUAGCGUGGUGGACCAGAUUUUAUAUGGCGAAAAGUUUGAAAUUCUUGGUCGUCGACAGAUGCCCGAUGGCAGCUUGCAUUACUUGCUUGAGUGGGAUGAUUGAGUGUUGGUUUUCUGGGACUGUUUUGUCUAGUUAGCUGUUACACACUUUUACUGCAUUUGCACCUUCAAAAGCUCUUAAUGGCAGCAGAGGAGGUGUCUCUUUUACUUGACAAUCUUAUACACAGCAGCAGCUAGCCAUGAUAUUGAUUCUACAAGAUGUGUCUCCAGAGACCAUUGUAGAUGCAAUCUGGCUUUAUGUCAUGGUUUGAUAAAAAAAAAAAAAUUGUUUAUGCUCUUUUUCCAAAUUUUUAUUGCUACAGUGAAUUGGACUAAUCAUCCCAUCAGUUUACCAUUGUUUUCAUUUGAAUGGGAGGUGUGUGAAAACAUCUUUGAGUGUCUUUUUGCUUAAACUGUAUGUUGAGGCUGAUGAAUGCUAAAUAUGAUGGGUUUUGGGGGUGGGGUGGACGGGGAGCGUGCAUUAAAUUAUGUGGACUGUGCUUUACUUAAAUGCAUGUGAUGUUGAGGAUAUGUGUCAUGACAUUACCAGCAAACAUUCCAUGUAGAGAAAUCUGCUUGUCUACAAGAACAUCGAAGUUGGAUUUGAUGGGCAUUCUUUGACUCAGCAUUUGCUUGUUAGCAGAUUGCAGAAUUGUAUCUUAGGGUGUUAAGUGUGCUUAAAGAUAUUGUGCUUUACAUAGCAUUCAAGUGUGAUGUCCACGCCUAAAGAAACAAAAGUGCAUACAAAUCAAUACAAAGAGCUAGUUAAAUAACACGAGUUGAAAAUGGUGAAGCAUCGGUAUGUGUAAAGCCCCUACAGAGGUGAGUUUGAAAGAAAAUGGCAGAACAUAGUACACACAUCCUUUAACUGCAUCAGAAUAAGAAUUCCAUUGUUUGCACCUUGGAAUUUCCCCUUUAAAAAGACAAAUUAUUACAAGAAGGCUAAAGAAUAUAUGAGAGUUUCAUGUUCCCUUAAAAGCUUUAAAAAAUAUUUUGAAGCAAUUUUUUUCUUUGUCCAGCAUAGACUUGUUAACAAAAUAAAAUUUUAUAUAUGAUGGUAUGAAUGAUUUGAUUUGUCUUAUUUGUACAUCUUGGCCAUUUAAAAAUAUGUGCUAUGUAUUUCUAUCAUAUUAAUCCAUCUCUGUCAUGCAAAGGUGCUUGUAGUUGUCAUACAUUUUUCCAGAUACUUGGUUUGCAAAGAGAGGAGGGGGAAGGAAUUUGCAAAGCUACUUUUUAUUACACUAAUUACAGAUUUAAGGGAAUGUACUGUAGUAAAGGAGUACACUCAAUCAUCUGAUAGCAAAGGGUUAUAUUUUUUUCAGAGAAAGAAUACAGCUAAUUCAUAGUCAUCUAAAUUUGUUUGCUUUCGUUUUCUUUUCAGUAUUAAAAAUUUUACAGAUAAGUUAUAUGUCAGCUUCUGCUUUUCAUCAGAGAUUUCUCGUUCCUAAGCAUACAGGUGCAACAUCUAAGUCAUUUACAUCAGCUUAUUUUUAAUUAAAUAAGAUGUUACUGAAAGUGGCAGCUUCCUUAGCCAUUUGGGAGUAACUCCUGUCUAGUAUGAAGAAUCUGCCAUUUUUUUGCUUGUUUUUCUAGUAACAGGCAACAUUGCCUUUUUUAUUUAAUUGAAGCAUCUCUCAUUGCAUAUUGUAAUGUGCUUAAGUUUACAACUGCCAGCCCUGUGCUCAAUGAUCCAUGCCUCUAGCUCUCCAUGGUAUAAUGAAUACAGUGAAUACUUUCGCCUUUGCUUUACUGACAUGGGACCAAAACAUAGCCCUUGUAGGAUUGGAGUAUUCCUGUCCCCUGUUUUAACUUAUUAAAUUGCUUGCAUUGUGUGUAAAUAUGUCUUUAUAUAUAGAGAUGUAAUAUCUAUAUGUAUAAUGACCUUUAUUUUACAGUGUGCUCUUGUGUGAUAGAAAAGAAAUGUUUAGUGCUCAUGGUGAUCUAGUGUUGAUGUUGACAGGAGCCACACUUCUCAGGUUCUUUUGUCACAAAUAAUCCAAUGCAAAAUGAUUAGGAUUGGUGUUAAAACGACCUUUACAUACCUGUGUGAGUGCAUGCACAUAUGUGCAGGAGUGAUACACUUCGAAAACAUGCAAUUGAGGUUUUAUUUAAAAUGUGUCUUUGUUGUAAAAGAGUAAAAGGACUAGGACUUGAUUGUACAGUAAUUAUUAUUGUGCUACUUAUGUCUAUACUGUGGAGCUUGUUUACAAUUGUUUAUGAUGUGCACACUGUUUCUUCUCUUAAACCUUUGAAUAAGUUGAAGUAAUGUCAGGAAAAUUUGUUAUCUAAGUUCAUUUUUUCGUAGAGACACCAUCAAGCAUUUUCUUGCUAUUGUCAAUUUUAAUAGUUUAGUCACAAAAUUUCUACUCUUACAACAUGGCUUUGUAUUAUGUGCAGAUUGUUCUAGGGAAUGCAUGGUCAUAGACUUUGAUAAAACAAUGGCAUGUUAUUUAAGGUAACAUGUUUGUGUGCCUGAAUUUUCAUAAUGUCGUGAAGAUGGUGCAAACUAGCGUGACCAGUGUUGCUGUUUCAGUGGAACCACAAUCAUCCCUUGUGUUAAUAGGCAGCAAUGUUAUGCAUGAAUGCUUAAAGGCCAGUGUGCAUGUCUAAUGCAACCAGAUCACCUCACAUUUUGCUGGCCACCUCCGAUCAUUUUAAUUGUCGAAGAUUUUGGUCAUGAAAAUACUGAAUGUAGAUGUGUAUAUGUGAGUGCUAUGUACUCCAUGCAUAUAAGUACUUGUUCUUGGCAGUUCUUUUUGCCUGGUUUACAUCUUUCCAGCAUGUAGUCAUGUACAGUCAAGAUUUCUUUUAUUAGGGACCACCGUAUGAGAGCCUUCACCUUUUGUUAAAGAAACUGUAUAUUUGAUAUUUGCAGUGCUUGUGCAUCAGAGUUAAUAAUUCUGACAUAAUAAAUAUAAAAUAAAAAAUACUGUAUGAAAAAGCAUUUUUAGCUUUAAAGCUGCAUCCUUUCACUUUCAGGUUUUAUUACAAAAAAUAAACAUUAAAGGCUUUGACCCUUCAUCAACUGAGCAAGGUCAUUUUAUAAUAUCCAGCUUUGUUACUUAAUGCUUGCAACAUUUUUACUUUCGUAAAUAAUAAGUGUUAAAGGUGACAGGUUGGUUUUAGUGUUGCAAGUAGCAUGUUUCCCCCCAAAAAAAGAGUGAGCACUUUAUGCCAUCCUUUCUUUGUUUGCCCUAGCCAAAAAUGUUUAGUUUGUUUAAUAUAUCCACUGCAAUUCAUUUUCUUUGUUUAGGUGUUUCGUGAUAUGCCUAAUUCUCAAGUUUGAUUGUACAUGAACUAAUAACAGUCAUUCCUUAGCUGGGGGUUUUAUGCUGCUUUUGCUCCUGUCACCAAGGCCUCUAGCUUGCAUUUAAACAGUGUGACUAGGUAAAUGGGCAUUAAUAAACAAUUAUAGAUGCAUAGUCGCAUGUGAAAUCUUUGGUCAUCUUAUCUGCUUUGAAAUACUGUUUCACUCUGUGUGGUAUGUUGACUGUUCGACUCCUGUUACUUUGCAAAGAUUCUUAUGACAGGAUGGGUGCCUUAAAUGUAAAUUGUUAUCCAAUGUUUGCUUUUAUGAAAUAACUCAGUAUGGUGAGCAUUUUUUGGACAUUGCCUGUGAAAAAUUGUCCUUUGUGAUUGAUUUAAUGAGUGCUUAUUAUAUUCAUCAUAAAGUGCCUGACUCAGCUGGAAGGUUUCCAUUUACCAACAAAAUAAAUGCUCGUUAAAAAGAAAGAUGCUGCAUUUGGUGCCUCAAAACAAGCCAUAAGCUCUGCAUGCUAUAGCUAAACAAGGUUGUCUUUACCAACUUGUGCCACGAUGUCAUAGCUUGUUUACUGUGUGAUGGAAUGCAAAACUAAUUUGCUGCCUUUGGUUUGGGGCAAUAAGAAUCUUAUAAUUUUGAAAUGGAUCAUUUCUGUGUUGUGCAUCAAGGCAAUUUUGUGAUUACAAUGCAAUCUCACUGUGAGAAUCAUUUAUCACAUGCCCCCUAAUAGAUUUUUAUUAGUUUUAUCAUUGAUGUGUUUGCACCAGUAACAAAGACCUGUACAUGCCACACUUCACUCAGUUGAUGCAUCUUUGAGAAUGAAAUUUUAUGCUGUUACUCCAAAUAAUAUGAAUGAUUCAGGGAAGGGAGUGCAUACCUGUAGGACUUUCAUAUCUGCCUCUAUAUGCAUGUUUUUUAAAACAAAAAUUUUUUUUUUUAAGAACUUAUGUUGGCAAGAUGUAAAUUAUAUGCAGCAGAAAUAAACCCACCAUAUUUUGACAGCCAAGCAAGUUUGAAGAAAAAAUGUUACUUUAGAAUGCAGAAUUGUUUUUUUAGGAUCAUACUUGCAGUGUAAUGGUGUCUGAGUUCUUAAGAUUCAGUUGUAUGAAAGCAAAUAAACACAUUUAUCAAUU
Messenger RNA from Pomacea canaliculata, 6465 nucleotides. RefSeq lists its product as uncharacterized. Gene Ontology annotation, cellular component: nucleus. Gene Ontology annotation, molecular function: chromatin binding; DNA binding. The transcript is spliced from 15 exons. The coding region runs from base 113 to 2134 and encodes 673 amino acids. The record is from RefSeq and is a predicted model, not a curated record. Gene Ontology annotation, biological process: regulation of DNA-templated transcription; chromatin organization. Lineage: Eukaryota; Metazoa; Mollusca; Gastropoda; Architaenioglossa; Ampullariidae.